Molecule: messenger RNA, 1692 nt
Organism: Drosophila pseudoobscura
Lineage: Eukaryota; Metazoa; Arthropoda; Insecta; Diptera; Drosophilidae
Exons: 5
Coding region: 497-1255 (252 amino acids)
Source: RefSeq, a predicted model, not a curated record
UGCAUUCAUUAUGUUUGGCACCGUCGACGCGUCCACAACGCCACCGCACAGCGCAAAUCGCUCACUGCUCUGCUCAUCGGCGAUCGCGGAUUGGAGAUCGGAGUUCGAAGAUCGCUAUUCGGAUCUAGGCACACUGCUUGGCACGGCACACACUUCUUGGAGUGCUUCAACAGCCGCAACCGCAACCUGAUCGGUGGUUCGCUGUCGAUCGUUCUUUCUGCUCGUCAUUUUCAUUUUCAUUUGUUUUUUUGUGUUUUGUUUUGUUGUUGUUGUGUUGUGUUGUGCAAUUUCUUGUCGAAAAAUGCUUCCAAUCUGGAUUUGUGUACCGAGCUCUUAACGUUUGUCUUCUGUCUGCGCAUCGCAUCGCGUGAGUGCCUCUUUUUGCUGUCGAUCAACUUGACCUUUCUGCACACCGAGAUCGUAGCUAGAAAAUAGCUGAAAUUCUUUUCAAAUUGUGCCUGCCACCGAAUCGGAAUUCGAUUUCAAAUUCAGAAAAAUGCCAUCGCCAUAUGUGAUCUCCUUGAUCACGCUCCUCUAUCUAUGCUUGAGUCCGGCCACCAUUGCCCAAGACUCGCAGUUUGCGGAACGCAAUCAUAAGAAACGUCAAAUCUAUCGCGAGCAAGUUCUGCCACAUGCGGGUGGCAAGGUGCCCGAAACCGCCUUCGAAACGGAUCGCCUCUUUCUGAAUCGGCUUCAGAAGGAGGGCAUAGCGGUGCCCGACGGCAUUGUGCCCGAGCAGCGCAGUCCGCAGGUCUAUCAAUACUACAACAAACCCACGCGUACCGUCUUUCACAUCGCCCUCAGCUCCGAUGGAAGGUACACGCCCCGUGAAGGUCGCUAUCACUACCGCAAUGUGCCCACCGUGGAGACCACCUAUCUGUAUCCCCAGGCAGUGGGUCGCCAGCACGUGCUGGUGCCCCCAAAGCACGCUCUGCCCGUCUACAGGCAGCUCCAGCUGCACAAUCCAUUGCUCAAUCAAGUGAGAUUGCAGCCCAAGAAAAUGCCCAAUUUUCUUGACCUGGCCCCCACCGUGGGCAAGAGCCACUCAUCGUCAGCAGCCGGAUCGGCCAAGGCGCAGUCUUAUCAGAAUGUGAAUCUCCUGCAUGGUCACAGUCCGGUGCUGCCCCCCUUCAAGAAGACCGUCCGUGGAAGCAAGACCUACGUGGACAGCUAUGGUACAACUCAUCUCUUCAGCGAGUUUGACGAUCUGUUGAACAAAUUGGACUUGCAUCAGACGGCGCACAAGAUUUAUUAGGAUUUUAAGACCCUCCUAACUCUAGUAGAAUUUGCCCACUCCAUUCAUAAAGUGCAACAUUCCCAUUAUCUAACUGCAUAUCAUUUCAAAACAUUGGCCAUAUACGACUACACAUAUAAUGGCACACUUCGCACCGACCGAUUAAUGCUUUCCCAUUCCCAUUCCCAAUUAUUACAAGCACCUAUCCCACCCUAUCCAGCCCCUCCCCCCAAUACCAUUAUGCUUAGUGUAUUAUAGUGUGUAAGCCCAAGCAAAAAACGAAAUGGAAAUGGAAAUUCAUCGUUUUUCGCUAGUUAAGCGUAAACAAUUUUUGUUGUCUUGCAAAAUAAAGUUAGCCCCCCAUAUUGUUCCCAGUCAUCAGUCAUAUUUACUACUCGUCUCGCACAAGUAUACAUGUGUAUCAUCAUCAGUGCGCCACUGUGGUGGCUCCUACCUUA